This is a messenger RNA of Aspergillus heteromorphus CBS 117.55, 1634 nucleotides long. Its product is annotated as cytochrome P450. The record is from RefSeq and is a predicted model, not a curated record. The transcript has 8 exons. Bases 1 to 1578 code for a protein of 525 amino acids. Lineage: Eukaryota; Fungi; Ascomycota; Eurotiomycetes; Eurotiales; Aspergillaceae. Gene Ontology annotation, molecular function: iron ion binding; heme binding; monooxygenase activity.
AUGACGGACGUGGUUAAUUCGGCUCCCGUCUCUCCCCUUUUCCAUUUCUACAGCACGUAUGGGAUAUAUGGUCUUCUUUCCGUCGUACUUGCCGUGUAUACCUUGGCGCUUGUUGUCUAUCGCCUGUAUCUGCACCCACUAGCUCGAUUUCCAGGGCCCAAGCUUGCUGCCGCCACGGGAUGGUAUGAGUUCUACCACGAUGUCAUCAGAGGGGGGAUGUAUAUCCACGAGGUCAAAAGGAUGCACAGAGAAUACGGCCCCAUCAUCCGCAUCAAUCCGUAUGAAAUUGUGAUCAACGACCCGGACUUCUACAACACCGUCUACGUGGCCUCCAACACCCGCCGCACGGAGAAGUGGACUACCCUCCAAGGGACGGGGCUUAGCGGCAAGGCGUUCUUUUGCGCCAUGGGAAUGACAAUGGGCCACGAACUGCACCGCCGCCGCCGCAAGUACUUCGAUCCCUUCUUCUCCCGUCUCGGCGUCACGCAGAUCGAGGGCAUGGUCGUGGACGAAGUCAAACUACUCAUCAGCCGACUCGAAGGACUCAGCAAAUCGGGCCGUAUUGUCCAGAUGGAGCAUGUCACCGCUGCGUUUACAGGUGAUAUUGUGAUGAGGAUCUGCUCGGAGAAGUCGCCUGAUAUGAUACGGCACCCGGAGUUUGGCAAGCAAUGGCAUGAGACAAUCCACACCUACCAGCGGCAGGUGCUCCUCUUCGUGCAAAUCCCUCAACUGAUCCCGCUCACCCAAAUAAUCCCCGCGGCGAUCGUAACAUGCUUGUCCCCAGGAGCCGCGGCAUUCAGGAGCCUGCACCAGUACGCAUUCAACCACAUCACCGAAGCCAAAAAAGAAAUGGUCAGCGUGGAAAAGGUGCAGCAGGAGGCGCGAAGUUCUGUCUUCCGCCACGUGCUAUCCAGCGACAUGCCCGAGUCCGAGCGCGAGACCGAACGACUCGCCCGGGAGGCCUUGCAGCUUUUUGGUGCAGGCACAGCGACUCUCGUCCGCGCAUUCAGCGUGGUGAUGUACUAUAUCCUGUCCGACCCGCACAUGAGGGACCGACUCCGCGAGGAGCUGAAGGAUAUCAUGGCGGGCUAUCCGUCCAAGAUACCCACUUGGCAGGAACUUGAGAGGUUACCGUAUUUGCAUGGAAUUGUUAAAGAGGGCCUGAGACUCAGUUACGGUGUCAUGCGUCACCUCGCCCGCGUCUCGCCCGAUCAAGCGCUGCAGUAUAAAGAGUGGAGCAUACCCGCCGGGACCCCCGUGGGUAUGUCAUCGCAUAGUCUGCACUCCGACCCAGAGACAUUUCCCGAGCCGUCCAGGUUUCUCCCAGAGCGGUGGAUGGACAAGUCGAACCCGAACAUGAAUCGGAACUGGGUGCCCUUUGCCAGGGGGUCGAGGAUGUGUAUUGGCAUGAAUCUCGCCUUGGCUGAAAUGUACUGGGUACUGGCUGUUAUUUUUCGACCGGGCGCGCCGAGGCUGGAACUAUUCGAGACGACCGAGGCCGAUGUCGUUCCGGUGCGGGAUUACGUGGGAGGGAUCCCGGAAUUUGGAACGAAGGGGUUGAGGGUGAAAGUCGGGUAAAGGGGUGUGCAUGGAAGCCGGACUUCUAGUGUCCAGUAACGAGGGGCUGGUUUGAG